AUGGUGAUUAGACCCCCGAUAGAGACAUGGAGUCGAAUGGAGCUGGAGGAAAAUUUUCACAAUGCUUAUCAACAGUUGCAAGCUGCCCAGAAAAAAGUCAACGAACAGGACAAGAAAAUCACCAUGUACGGAAUUUUGUAUUUCUUGGCCUCCAAAGCAAAUAUCCCAUUUGAGUCUGAAUACUCGGCUGAGACGAUCCGUGAUGGAGCGAAAAGCAAAGCAAGACGCAUAUGUGGAGAGGGAAAAGUUCGAAGAAUUAGAGCGCGAAAAUCAAGUUUUGGCUUUGAAGGUACUGGACCACAAUAA
Messenger RNA from Cylicostephanus goldi, 306 nucleotides. NCBI's taxonomy places the organism in Eukaryota, Metazoa, Nematoda, Chromadorea, Rhabditida, Strongylidae. The record is from the annotation of a GenBank genome assembly.